GACUUUGCACUUUGCAUUUGCCACUUGCUUCCUUCUCCUUGUGAGACGUGCUUGCAGAGCCCAAGAUGAAAGUUGAGUUUGCUCCACUGUCUGUGCCACUGCAGAGAAGGCUUCAGACAGCAUCAGUGGUUCAAUGGAUCUUCAGCUUCCUGUGUCUAGCACAGUGCUGUACAGCUGUCUUCAUCGCCCUCUUCUUCACCCGUUUUUGGCUGGUCAGUGCCCUGUAUGCUGCGUGGUGGUUACUAGACAGGGAGAAACCCAGCAAGGGUGGGCGACGGAGCCACGUCCUCCGGAACUGCGUCAUUUGGAAGUACAUGAGGGACUAUUUCCCCAUCACGUUGGUGAAGACAGCAGAGCUGGACCCUCGGCAGAAUUACCUGGUGGGAUUUCAUCCCCAUGGAGUCCUGCCAGCUGGAGCCUUUCUCAAUUUCUGCACAGAGGCAUCUGGCUUUUCCAAACUCUUCCCAGGCAUCACCCCCCACCUGAUGAUGCUUUCCCUGUGGUUUCGCAUCCCGUUCUUCAGGGACUAUUUGAUGAGUGGAGGCCUCAUCCCCUCUGACAAGGAGAGUGCAUCCUACGUGCUGCAGAAGCCGGCGGGUGGGAACUUGCUGGCCAUCAUUGUUGGCGGGGCACAGGAGGCACUGGAUGCCCGUCCAGGAUCCUUUGUCUUGCUGCUGAAGAACAGGAAGGGAUUUGUGCGCCUGGCCAUCCAGCACGGCACCCCCCUGGUCCCUGCCUUUUCCUUUGGGGAGAAUGAUGUCUACGAUCAGGUGAAGAACCCCAAGGGCUCCUGGCUGCGGAGGACUCAGCAUUGGCUCCAGCAGAUCAUGGGCAUCUCCCUUCCCCUCUUCCAUGCACGAGGCAUCUUCCAGUACAGCUUUGGGCUGAUGCCCUACCGACGGCCCAUCUGCACCGUGGUUGGGAAGCCAAUUCCAGUGCAGAAGAAGCACAGACCCUCUGAGGAAGAAGUUGAUGAAGUCCAUCAAAAAUACCUAGAUGAGUUGUCCAAGCUCUUUGAGAAGCACAAAGCUAAAUAUAAUGUCCCAGAAGACAGCCACCUGGAAUUUAUAUAGAGUGCCUUAAGCAAGGUGAAACCAUGGAGAUCAAGCUCCAAGUUUGCCCUUUCUUUGGAACUACUUCACAACCCCAGCAUAGUCACAGUUAACACAUAGUCUGUAUAGUGUAGGGAAAAUAGCUUGAUUUUCCCAGUAUUUGCAUGGGUGUAGAGACAGGUUUUUCAUUUUUUCUCCAUGUAGAACACAUAAAAUAUAUAAAAGAGAAGGAAAAAAUCCCAUCUGUGGUCAGCACAAUUGAAACUCCUCAGCACAAAAAUAACACUUCCAAUCUGGCAUGGAUGCCAGUUUAUACAGAUAUUUCCAGGCAGUUCUGAAUUAUUGAAAUUAUUUCCUUUGCAUUAUUUUCAUUUUGAAAUGGGACAAUGAGCCAUAAUUUAUGAUGAAGGCAUAUGUUUUUUUAAAAUAGAAUUAAUCUAGAUCAAUAAAAGAACAUUGUUUGUUUGG
This is a messenger RNA of Lonchura striata (white-rumped munia), 1520 nucleotides long. RefSeq names its product monoacylglycerol O-acyltransferase 2 (gene MOGAT2). The record is from RefSeq and is a predicted model, not a curated record. Gene Ontology annotation, biological process: diacylglycerol biosynthetic process; triglyceride biosynthetic process. Gene Ontology annotation, cellular component: endoplasmic reticulum membrane. Lineage: Eukaryota; Metazoa; Chordata; Aves; Passeriformes; Estrildidae. Gene Ontology annotation, molecular function: 2-acylglycerol O-acyltransferase activity; diacylglycerol O-acyltransferase activity.